AUGACUUUAUUGAAAUGCUAUUUGAGUCAUUAUACCAAUCGAUUAAUACGUAAAAUUCGCUACAAAGAAGCAUGGGUCCAUGUAACAUUAGCACGUCAGCAUCGUCGUCAUUUAUUAUCGAAACAGCAAAUAGUCGAUGUUUAUCCACAAAUCAUUGUCGACGUUCCUAAAAUAUCAUUGAAUCGAAUUCAAUUAGAUUAUCUUUCCAAAAGUGGACGUAAUUAUAUCAGAUCGACUCAAAGUUCUCUUCAUUCUUAUAAACAUCAAGAAAAACAUGUACAGGAAGAACAUAAGAACAUUAUGAAUGUGAUAACUCGUUAUCCUAUCUGUGAGCGUCAUAUUGCACUAAAAGCAACAAUUAUCAGAGAGUUUUCUCAACACUUGGAAACAAGUCUACAUCAACAAUAUAUGAUUCCAUUAUCUUAUCUAAACAUAUAUCGAACACGAAAAGAAUUCAAACUAAUGAAAUCGAUUCAACAUAGACUAAAGAAAGGAAACUAUAUUCUUCGCGAAACAGAUAAAAGUGGAAUUUUUCAUAUUGGCAAUUCAGUUGAUUAUGAAAAGAAAGCAGAAGCUUAUCGACAAAAAACCGGCGCUUAUAUUGAAUUAGAUUCGAAUCCGUUAUGGAGUGUAUUUGAUAAAGUUAUUCUUUUGCUCAAUGAUCUUCGUUCAAAAAAAUAUAUUCUGUCAUGGCAACUAGAUAAAAUGAUGUCGAAGCGAGAAAAAAUUCAGUUUGCCUAUUUAUAUUUCAUUCCUAAGCCUCAUAAUACAGGAACACCAUUGAGGCCUAUUGUAUCAUCAUUGAAUAUGCCAACAACAAGAAUUUCAAAGUUUUUGGACAAAUUAAUACAACCGAUAUUUGAUAAACAUGCGCGUUCAACCACAAUAAUUGAUGGAGUUGAUUUGAUUCAUCGUUUAGAAGCGUACACAACAAAUGGGCAUCUCAUACCAAAAACUUAUUUGUGUACGUUUGAUAUUACAGAUUUAUAUACGAUGUUACCACAAGAAGAAUCACUUGAUAUUCUAAUUGAAUUUCUCCUUCAAUAUGACUAUCAAAAAGUUCAAAAUAUUCCAAUUGAUAUAAUUCGAAAGUUAGCUCUUAUCUUCAUUAAUGAAAACGUUUUCGUUUAUGAGAAGAAAUUCUAUCGACGAGUCAUUGGUGGUGCGAUGGGCUCCGCAUUUACUUUAACACUAGCUAAUAUUUUCAUGUGGAAAUGGGAGAAACAACUUGUACACCGACUAAAAGUAUCCAAUGAAAUCUAUGGGCGGUAUUUAACAUGGUUCAUAAAAGAAUAUUUUGUGCAUUUAAUGUCUCAUUUUAGAUGUGUUGAUGAUAUUUUCUUUACGUCGAACGACUCACUAGAAUCUAUUGACCAAAUGUUAGAUGAAGCUAAUAACUUUCAUCCUAACAUUAAACUAGUGCGACAAAUCGGUAGAAGUGCUCCAUUUCUUGAUGUACUCAUUGAGAACAGAAAGGGCACUUUAAUAACUUCAGUGUAUCAUAAAGAAGCAGCUGAGCCGUAUGUCGUGCCAUUUGGAUCAAAUCACCCUGAUCAUGUUUUCCGAAACACUGUUGAUACUGCUAUUACGAGAGCAGUUCGUUAUUCAACAGCCGUAUCUGAAUUCGAAGAAGAAAUACGACAAAUGAAACUCAUGUUUCUCUAUAAUGGGUACUCGCCAAGACAUAUCCAUUGGCGACUCACUACAUUAUUCAGUAAAUAUUUAUCAAAGUAUUUCAUUUUGCCUAUGUUCAAUAACCCUGAUGACUUCGAUUAUUUACGUCAUCAGUUAUUGGCAAAAUCAACAGAUAAAAUAUAUAAUAGAACAGCCAAAAGCUCAACUACCGAUCAAACCAGUGACAAAAAUAUGCAAAAUCAGCUUGUGCAACCUACAGACAACAACGAAAUAACAAAAAGAAAAAAUCUCAUCAUUCAUAAAAGACAUGAACAAAGACUCACCCAAAAUCAAUAUCAUAUUCAUGAAUUGUGGAUGCGUACUUUUCAUGGAACCGACGUCACCAAUACUGCUCUAAUUGUCGGAACUUCUUUGAAUCGCAACUUAAAACAGGAACUGAUGCCCAAUAUGAUCAAAUAUAAUCGACGUGCGGGAAUCAACCACGAGACCACAACGCAACAUGAGACUGGUAAACAAACAUAA
Molecule: messenger RNA, 2157 nt
Organism: Rotaria socialis
Lineage: Eukaryota; Metazoa; Rotifera; Eurotatoria; Philodinida; Philodinidae
Source: the annotation of a GenBank genome assembly